This is a messenger RNA of Zea mays, 679 nucleotides long. RefSeq lists its product as uncharacterized. Lineage: Eukaryota; Viridiplantae; Streptophyta; Magnoliopsida; Poales; Poaceae. The coding region runs from base 58 to 537 and encodes 159 amino acids. Gene Ontology annotation, cellular component: nucleus. Gene Ontology annotation, molecular function: DNA binding. The transcript has a single exon. The record is from RefSeq and is marked validated.
CAACAGCGUGCUCGAGAUUAUAAGCACAAGGAAAUACAAGGAAAUAAGAGUACAGAGAUGCCAACUGGUAGGCUGAGCGGCAACAUCACCCAGGACUGGGAGCCGGUGGUUCUGCGCCGUACGAAGCCGAAGGCGGCGGACCUCAAGUCGUCGAAGGCGGUGAACCAGGCGCUGCGGUCGGGCGCGGCCGUGGAGACGGUGCGCAAGUCAGCGGCGGGCAUGAACAAGCACUCCACGACGGUGGCGCCCGCGCGUAAGCUGGACGAGACGACGGAGCCCACGGCGGUGGAGCGGGUGGCUGUGGAGGUGCGCGCGGCCAUUCAGAAGGCGCGCGUGGCCAAGGGAUGGAGCCAGGCAGAGCUGGCGAAGCGCAUCAACGAGCGCGCGCAGGUGGUGCAGGACUGCAGGAGUACGAGAGCGGCAAGGCGGCGCCGGCCCAGGCCGUGCUUGCCAAGAUGGAGCGCGCUCUCGAGGUCAAGCUCCGCGGGAAGGGCGUCGGCGCGCCACUGGCGGCCGUCGGGAAGUGAUCUGAUGUGAUGGGGACUUGUGCAGAUUGCAACGUUGAUAGCUUAACCUCUUUUUUUGAAUCGGCUGGUUCGGAUGUGCAGUUUGUGUUUGUAGGAUCGUAAUUGGGGGAAUACUAUAUGAUGUGAAGGACUUGUUGCGAUGUUUGAUUGGU